Molecule: messenger RNA, 6147 nt
Organism: Salarias fasciatus (jewelled blenny)
Lineage: Eukaryota; Metazoa; Chordata; Actinopteri; Blenniiformes; Blenniidae
Product: regulation of nuclear pre-mRNA domain-containing protein 2-like
Exons: 10
Coding region: 15-3626 (1203 amino acids)
Biological process (GO): mRNA 3'-end processing
Molecular function (GO): RNA polymerase II complex binding
Source: RefSeq, a predicted model, not a curated record
GACUCAGCUGAAAGAUGGCGGCCGGCUCGGGCGCUGCAAGCGGCCACGGAGCCCGCAGCUCCAGCACCGCCGCUCUGGAGGCGUCCUUGGACCGGCGGUUUCAAGGAGUAUCAAACACUAUGGAGUCGAUACAGGGACUUUCGACUUGGUGCAUUGAAAACAAGAAGCACCACGGCCUGAUCGUCCGCCACUGGGUGAAGUGGCUCAAGAAGUCCGACAACAAUCAUCGAUUGAAUCUCUUCUACGUCGCCAAUGACGUGAUCCAAAACUGCAAAAGAAAGAAUGCCAUUGUCUUUCGCUCGGCUUUCGCAGACGUCCUUCCCAACGCUGCUCUGCUCAUCAAGGACAUGAAGGUCCGGAAAUCAAUAGAAAGGAUCUUCACGAUUUGGGAGGAAAGAAGCGUUUAUCCUGAAGAGGUCAUCGGUCAGUUCAAAGCUAAUUUGAACAAAAAGGAAAAGGAGCGAGAGAAGCAGAAGGAAAAAGAAAAAGAGAAGGAAAAGGAGAAGGAGAAAGAGAAAGUAAAAGAGGCUCCAUCUGCAGUUGUCCCGGCCAAAACCAAAGCGGCCCUGAAGUCCAAAAUUGUAGCAGAGUUCACACCCCAGUCCCUCGUGGAGCAGCUGCUGAGCUACAAGCGAGCCGUCGCUGAAGAGGAGUUCAGGGAGAAGCAGCUCACAGCCCUCCGGGUGGACGUCUGCAGCUCCGAGGCCCUCAAGAGGCUUAAAGAUAAAGCAGGAGGGAACAAGUUCGCGAAGGACUUUGAGGACGGAAGUCUGAAGCUGCAGGAGUUUGUCGGAUUCCUGGAGACGGAGUUGAAAACGGGGCCGCCUCUGCUCGAGGCUCUGGGAAACGCAGACAUUUUCUACGAGAUGCAGUACAAGGAGGUCAAGAUCGUGGCCAAUGCAUAUAAUGCUUUUGCCAACCGUGUGGCCAGCCUGAAGAGGAAGCUGGAUUCUCUCAAGUCGACCCUCCCCGGGCCUGAAGACUCUCCCAUCCCCUCGCCAUCGGAAGAUGCCCCCUCGCCCUCCGGCUCCGACUCGCCCUUCCUGGGCGUGGUCUCUGGCAGAGCUCAGGUGGAUCCCGAGCUGGACGGGAAGGCCAUGGACGAGGCAGAGCUGCCGAGCGACAACAGGGACACGGAGGACAUGGACAUGUCUGACGAGGAGGCGGCGCCCGCUGCAGGAGGCGGUGACGACAAAGACAAGCCGUCCGCUGCUGUUGCAAAGACCGCAAAAACCGAAACGGCUGCAAAGUCUCCAAACCCGCCGGCAAAAGUCUCCAAACCCGCCGCUCCGGCCGUCACCUCGGCUGCCCCGGUCACUCCCACGUCCACUCCCACCACGAGCGCUCCCGCCGCCGCCGCCCCUCUGGGGGUCAACCUGGCCAAAGUGGACCUGGGGAAGAUCAGCUCCAUUCUCAGCUCCCUCACCUCUGCCAUGAAGAAUACAGGAGUCAGUCCGUCACCUCGGCCGUCUCCUGGGACGCCCACCACACCCGGCGGCCAAUCGUCCGCUGCCAAAGUGACGCCGCAGAGCCCAGCGCUGGCCAGCAUCCUGUCACGUGUCGACAUAACCCCAGAGGGGAUCCUCAGUGCUCUGUCUAAAACCAAUACACCAUCUUUGUCUUCUCUCCUGCAAAGUGUGACAAACAGCAGCUCGGCUCCUCCGACACGAACCUCCCCGGAAUCGACGAGCGUCAAAACCCCGAUAACCCCAGUUACCCCGGUUACCCCGACAACCCCGAAAACGAAGGCUCCUGUGAUCAAUAGCCUCAAGCGAGACACGCCGGUCAGGAACAGAGACUGGGAGACGGAGAGACAGCUGUCCCCCCCUCCUCCUCCUCCUCCUCCUCGCCCUUCAGCGCCGUCUGUCUCCCCCCCCAGUUUAGAAUCCAAGAUCAACAGUUUCUUGCAGGGCAACCCGGGUUUCAGCCUGGCGCUCGGGGACGUCAGUCCCGACGGGGUGGACGGGACGCCGGUGAGAGACGAGGCGGCCGGCACUCCGACCCAGGACGAGAUCAUGGACACGCCCGGGAGCGUGCCCGAGUCUCUGGGCUCCUCUGGAGGCCACGCGCUGUCGCCCACCGCCUACCGCAGCGAGCCCUGGGACGCCGUGAUCACGCCGUCGGGAAGCAACAGCGACGGGGACUUCCUGGGCUCGUCGUCUUCCCGGUACGGCGCCGGGAAGAAGAAACUGAAGGACGACGAAGCGAUGAGCACAAGGAAGACGGUGUCGUCCUCUCCCGCUAACGACCUGAGGGGGAAGAAAGACGAACACGGCCAGCUGAGGAUGCUGGGAAACAACAAAGUGAUGGGAGAGAGGAGGCUGUCCGGCGCCUCGCGUAAGACCAGCAUCGGCUCAGAUGACGGGAAAAGAGAGGACAAAGGAAAAGGUCAGGCGUCUCCAGGCGGAGACGGGAAGGGGGGCCAGUACCACCGCAUCGAGACGCUGGUGUCGCCCUGCACGGAGGGGACGCCCAUCCAGACUCUGGGCUACUCCAACCGGCCGCUCGCCGGCGAGCGCAUCAAGACAGUAGAGAGCAUACGCGUGAUUGGCCGAGGCUCGCGGCGAGGGGCGGGGGCCGGCGGCCGGCCGGGCGGAGCCAUGUGGUACGAAGAGGAGGAGUACCUGGAGGCGCAGCCUCCGUCGCCUCUGAACGCCCCCCCUCCUCCUCCCCUCAGCAUCCCCCAACGGGGCGCCGAAGACCUGAUCCCCCCGAUGCCCCCGCCCCCGCAUUUCCUCCUCCCGCCUCACCUCCACCCUCCGCCGGGCCACCCCCACCUGCACCUCCCCCCCCACAGUCCGUUCCCGGCGCCCUAUCACCCCGAGCACCUCCAGACCGCCCCGCCGCUCCACCACCAUCAGCCCCCCCCCACGCCCCCCUUCUUUGGCGCCCCCCCGCCCAUCCCUCGGCCCCCCCCUCCUCCUCCUCCCAUCCCGCAGCGGCGCUCCCCCCCGCCGGCUCACCCCCCUAUGCCGUCUGCCGUCAUGGUGGGGGGGGUGUUGGUCCCCAUCGACCGCCCCCUGUCGCUCCCUCCCCAGGUUAGGUCUGAAAGUGGCGAGCGGGGUGGCGGGGGGCAUCGGGGAAACAAGUCGGCCCCCCAGCCCCUAAUGCCCUCGCUGCUCGGUGAGCCGCCAAAGCACCCCCGGCCCGGCACGGUCAAAGAGCAUUUCGUCCCCCGCCACGCGCCCCCCCUGCACCGCCCCGGCGCCCCGGGCGUUCCUCCGCCUUUACUGGGGAGAGUCAAAGAGCCGCUCAGUCUCCACCUUCCCCCCCACUCCCCGACGUCCUCCACCCCCUCCCCCUCCACACCCAACUCCCCCGCAUUCGACACGGCGCCGCCGCCACCGCCGCCGCCUCGCUCCCUGCCUCAGCCCGGCGGCCCCCACGCCAGCCCUCCCCCCCAGUCCCGAAACCAGACCCCCAACCCCGUCCCCCUCCUCAACCUGCCCCCGAUGCUCCCCGCCCCCAUGCUGCAGAGGCCCCCUCUGCGGGGCAGAGCCCCCUCCCAGCACCCCGACCGCCACCACUCCGGCAGGGGUUUUCGCGGCGGGAAGCGGCCCGGCCCUCCGUUCGCCGGCGGCCCGUUCCACUCUCAGAAGAGGCCGUUCCUGCCGCCGCGCUACUGAGGCGGUCCGCCACCACGAGCCCGACGAGAGCCGCAAGCCACGCCUCUAGAAGUGCAGUGUGUGUUAGCCCUGCUGGUAUGAGCCCCGCUGUCUCUCUGUUCAUAAGCUUGAAUUAAAAACUACCUUAGGCUGUGUGUAAAUAGUUGAUACACAAAUAAAAGACGUGAUAGUCGUCAUGUUUCAGCCAGUCUUCUUACACUGUACAGUACAGCCGAGAGGUGAGCAGCUGCGUCACGCAGAGUGUUAUGUAACAACCCCCAGUCUACCAUUUUACUCCCAACUCUCCAGCAAGUGCGGUGGAAUGAGAGCGGAUAGUUUGUGCAGAAAGAAAACUGUUCUGUGUUAAGCUUUUGUAGUUUUACCUGAGGCAGUUCGGCGUUACGGGGAUGAUGUUUCCAGCUCUCUUCAGGACUCUUUCUUUACAGGGUCUGCACUCCUCUCUUGACACUUAGCUGAGCAUCAAGACUGGGAAUAAGUGAACAUACCUGUUGACCCCAUCCCUUCAAAUUAAAAACAAAGAGUUGUCUUCGGGUCGGACAGUUUUGAUGAGAUCCGAAACUCUGAUGUGCCACUGAGGUUUGAACAACCUCCAUCUGAAUCCCGUAUGAAUCCAAUAUGCAGAUGUUUCGGUUUCAUUGAAACCAAUUGGAACGCAAAGCAGGCGAGAUUGUUCACAUUUGAAAAAAUGAAAUUCUUGACUAGUUACGUUCCUUUAAACAUUUGCUAGAUGAUCAUUUUAUUCAGUGGCCACUGAGCCCUGCGCAUGGCUUUGUUGUUUAAGAUAUCGGUGAAAGUUACGUUACCUUGAUAACGUUCAUUUUGAUAAGAACACUGAUCAUUGGGCAGAAAUGAUCAGUUUCCUGUUAUAAAAUGUUUGCAGAAGUAUCUGCAGUCAGAAUUGACUCACUGUUAAUAUUUUGGUGUCUCCAGUGUUGAUGCUCAGAUAAGCUAAAGGUCUUCUGUCCUCCCUGCUUCAUCUUCACCAGAUAUGUUCUCUUUAAUCUUGGCAAGAAUGAGCACAUAACUGCCCGGAUGUCAAACCGAUCCUUUUUGAGCCACGUGUGAUCGAAGGGAUGAACAUGGGCUCCAAAGAGGUCUUUUCCUCCAUGGGUGUCGGGUGUGUGCUGUGCGUCCUGAAAUGCUGUUUCUCAUUUUAAAUGAUGGGGGGGGAAAUGUGUCGCAGCCGCGGCUGGAAACCUGCUGUAAAUUAUAUUCUUCUCCUGCUAAACCUUUUUUUUUCCCCUCCAUUCUUCCAUUUCUUCCAACUGUACAUUUCUAAGCUUGUAAAUACAAAGAGUGACUGAGUUAAUACAGCUUUUUUUUUUUUUUCUCUUCCAAGUUCUAAUUUCUGUGAAAGAGGACAGUACUCCUUACUUGCGCAGCCCGUCUUUACUGUGAUUGAGGCCUUGGAUAAGCGUUAAACCUGGAAGAAUCCCACAGAAGUAUCUUUCUGAACCCAUCGCACUGAAGAGGGUGAAGAAAAUCAGCAUUUUUUUUUUCUCUUUAAUUUCCCACUAUCUGUGGUUGUGGCCCGUGAAGUUAGAGAAAUGAAGGUAAUGGGUAGACGACGGGGAGACAUCACAGCUUUAACUGCACUCCUGGUAGGGUUCACCAUGUACGGACUUGAAUAAAAUCCGCAGUUUCAAUUCAACCGGCGGGGGGGAAAGGUAUUUUAUUUGGUCAAUAUUUCUAACUCGAAUUUUGCUGUUUUAAUCAUUUUUGUGCUGUUCCGCUGUAUUUUCCUACCUGUUUUCAGCUUCUUUUUUUUUUUUUUUCCCUGAGUAUUCACACAGUUGCUGCCAUUUUCACUUUAAAUUUACAUUUAAUACCUUUUUUGCGUUGUUUCCUUACCGGAUAAGAUGAGCAAAUCUCCACGAGCAGGCACAGCACAUGAAAUUUGAAGGAUAAUCAUUUCUCCAGAAAGUUUAUUUAAAUCCUCCAGUUGUUUUGAGCUCCUUCUCUGCAUCGUUUCUUUGCCAAUUUCUUGCUUCUGCCUUCAAACCCCUGAAAAUGGCUUCAUCCAGACACAGUCCUGCACCUCUCAACAUGAGUGAGGUGCAGCACAGUGACGGCAAUCCUCCCUCCCCCCUCUUGUUGCUAUAAUGCAACAACUGUCAUUUACCCGCACAUUUAUAGAUGCAGGCCGAGUCUCUCCUGUGUUUUGAUUUGAGUGUGUGAAGUCUCCUGUUCUUAUUCACAGUUUAAAAUGACACUUCAUCAUGAAAACUUUCCUACGUUAAUAGAGCUACGGCGUUCAUUUGUCACAACAGUGUUGAGCACUUCAUCGGUGUUUGGAUGAAUGUUAAACAACGUCUGUUACAACGAUGCAUGAACUCUUAUCACUGCAGUCGCACAUCAGAGCAGCUCAUAAUCCCAUCAGAUCGCAGUGUCCACAGAGAGAAAGAGGAUAAUAAACAUUCAAGCAAAGUCGAUUAUCUACAGUUAAGCAUUCAUGUAAACGACCUGUUUCUCACCUCGAAUAACUGACACGGUUGAAGCUGAUGAUGUGAUGAUUUUUUUU